AUGCCAGCAAUUGGUAUCGACUUAGGAACAACAUACUCGUGCGUCGGCGUGUGGCAGCACGGCAACGUGGAGAUCAUCGCCAACGACCAGGGCAACAGGACGACGCCUUCGUAUGUGGCAUUCACGGACACCGAGAGGCUGAUCGGAGAUGCAGCCAAGAACCAGGUGGCCCUCAACCCCAGCAACACGGUCUUCGACGCGAAGAGGCUUAUCGGACGCAAGUUCGACGAUCCCAAGAUCCAAGCGGACAUGAAGCACUGGCCCUUCAAAGUGGUUAACGACUGCGGCAAGCCCAAGAUUCAGGUCGAGUUUAAGGGCGAACAGAAGAGGUUUGCUCCCGAGGAGAUCAGCAGCAUGGUGCUGACGAAGAUGAAGGAGACUGCGGAGGCAUAUCUGGGAAACACAGUGCGUGACGCCGUGAUCACCGUGCCAGCGUACUUCAACGACUCUCAGAGGCAGGCCACGAAGGACGCAGGUGCCAUCGCAGGGCUGAACGUGCUUCGCAUCAUCAACGAGCCCACGGCGGCCGCGCUGGCGUAUGGUCUGGACAAGAACCUCAAGGGCGAGCGCAACGUGCUGAUCUUCGACCUCGGCGGCGGCACCUUCGACGUGUCGAUCCUGACCAUCGACGAGGGCUCCCUGUUCGAGGUGAAAGCGACUGCCGGCGACACGCACCUGGGAGGCGAGGACUUCGACAACCGACUGGUGAACCACCUCGCGGACGAGUUCCAGCGCAAGUACAAGAAGGACCUGCGCUCGAACCCGCGCGCCUUGCGACGCCUCCGCACCGCCGCCGAGCGCGCCAAGCGCACGCUCUCCUCCAGCACCGAGGCCACCCUGGAGAUCGACGCUCUCUACGAGGGCAUCGACUUCUACACGCGCGUCUCCCGCGCCCGCUUCGAGGAGCUCAACUCGGACCUGUUCCGCGGCACCCUGGAGCCAGUGGAGAAGGCGCUCAAGGACGCCAAGAUGGACAAGAGCCAGAUCCACGACGUGGUGCUGGUGGGCGGCUCCACGCGCAUCCCCAAGGUGCAGAGCCUGCUGCAGAACUUCUUCUGCGGCAAGAAGCUGAACCUGUCUAUCAACCCCGACGAGGCGGUGGCGUACGGCGCCGCCGUGCAAGCUGCCAUCCUAAGCGGAGAAUCUGACUCCAAGAUCCAAGACGUACUGUUGGUGGACGUGGCGCCGCUGUCUCUCGGCAUCGAGACGGCUGGCGGAGUCAUGACCAAGAUCAUCGAACGCAACUCCAAGAUCCCGUGCAAGCAGUCGCAGACAUUCACCACUUACUCUGACAACCAACCAGCGGUCACUAUUCAGGUGUACGAGGGCGAGCGCGCGCAAUAUGACCAAGGACAACAACCUUCUGGGCACGUU
This is a messenger RNA of Iphiclides podalirius (scarce swallowtail), 1374 nucleotides long. The record is from the annotation of a GenBank genome assembly. NCBI's taxonomy places the organism in Eukaryota, Metazoa, Arthropoda, Insecta, Lepidoptera, Papilionidae.